Messenger RNA from Amyelois transitella, 3362 nucleotides. RefSeq names its product PAX3- and PAX7-binding protein 1. The transcript is spliced from 16 exons. Gene Ontology annotation, molecular function: DNA binding. Gene Ontology annotation, biological process: mRNA splicing, via spliceosome. The record is from RefSeq and is a predicted model, not a curated record. The coding region runs from base 170 to 2602 and encodes 810 amino acids. Gene Ontology annotation, cellular component: nucleus. Lineage: Eukaryota; Metazoa; Arthropoda; Insecta; Lepidoptera; Pyralidae.
UGAAGUCACUCACUUUACCGAAUCAAAAACGAUGUCGUUUGGUUUUCCGUGGUACCUCUAAGUCUGUGGUCUUAUUGGGAUUUAUUAUGUAUUAAAAUUAAAAUAACAUGUUUGUGUGGUUGCAUACAUAAUUAAAUCAACUAGCAAAUUAAAUAAUCAAGAACAAGCAAUGUCUUUAUUCCGUAAGCCGAAAAAGGUCCAUCAGAGGCGUAUGUUUACUGCCGAUGAUGAUGAUGACGACAGGGAUCCAGAACCGCCACCGCCUCCAGUGAUCAGUCACAAGAAAGAGAACAAGCCAAUCAAGCCUCCUAAAAAUACUGCUCUUUUGAGUUUCGCUGAUGAAGAGGAAGACGGCGAGGAGUUCAAAGUGAAGAAGUCUUCGCAGAGCAAGCGGCUGGCCAAGCGACGGGAGAAGGAGAGGCGGCGGCCCCCAGACGGUGAUAGUAAUAAAUAUGACAAUAACGGGGAAGAGGAAAAACCCAACAACACCGAAAAUGAUAAACCGAAGCCCAAAAAGAAAGUGACAUUAGAGGGGCUGAUACUCUCCGGUCGGGAGGCGUUAGCAGCUGACGGGACGGGGGAUAUCUCCGGAGACAGUGGGAACGAGGAGGAGGAGGAAGACAGUAGGGGAUUCCACCAGUACCGCGCGGAGUCUGUGCGCGCGGCGCUCGCAGUGGCGCCCGGGCACAUUCCGGACGCGGCGCUGAUCCACGCGGCUCGCAAGACGCGACAGCAGGCCCGCGAGCUGGGGGACUUCGUGCCGAUACAGGCGGAGGCGGCGGGCGGCGGCUCGCGGCUGGUGCGCGAGGACGGCUCCGGCGACGACGAGGAGGAGGGCCGGCUGGUCGUCAGGGGCCUGGACCUGCCCAGCGACAAGCCCAAACGUGGAACAGCUGCAGCUUCAGAGGAGGAGCUGGACAGCGAGGCUGAAGAAUGGGUGGAACAACAGAUGCAGAAAGCUAGGCCUGCUAUAGCUGAUAUUACAGGCGAGGGCGCCGCGGAACUGAACCCGUUCGCGGUGGCGCCGCCCCCGCCGCGGCUGCAGCCCGCGCCGGCGCACCUGCGGCCGCUCGCGGGGCCCGCCAGCCAGAACCCCACCACCGCCAGCGAACUUGUGCUAGCUUUGAGAGAAAGACUUCAAGAACAACAACAAGAGCGUGAGAAAACCGCCGCCCGCUUGGAAGAGAUGCGUUUGCGCAUUCUGAACGCCGCUCGAGCACGAGAGACGUGCGCCGCGCGCACUUCUGCGUUAGACGCCGCGUACAAACGGGCGCAGGCCGCCAGGGGGUACAUCACCGAUCUGAUCGAGUGUCUGGACGAGAAGAUGCCGCAGCUGGAGGCGCUUGAAGCCCGAGCACUGGCGAUGCACAGGCGCCGCUGCGACUUUCUGAUGGAGCGGCGGAGGGCCGACGUCAGGGAUCAGGCGCAAGAUGUGCUCGCGCUCGCUGCUCGUCCCGGCGCCGCCAAGCCCGUAGACUCAGAAGAGAAGAUUCGUCGUGCGGCAGAGAGAGAGGGAAGACGGCGCGCGCGCAGGCUGAAGCGAGACGCCGCCGCCGCCAGCGCGGGCGCGGCGCUGCCGCACCGCGACGGGGACUCCAGCGACGACGAGCUGCCGCCCGACGAGAUGCUGAUCUACAGCCAGGAGAGAGACACGAUCCGCCAACUGUCAUCGUCGGUGUUCGCGGACGCGCUGCCCGCGUGGCGCGGCGUGCGCGGCGUGUGCGGGCGGCUGGCGCGCUGGCGGCGGGACCCGGGGCUCUACAGCGACGCGUACGUCGCCCACUGCCUGCCGAAGCUGCUGGCGCCCUACGUCAGGCACCAGCUAAUAUUAUGGAAUCCGCUUGCAGACGAAGACAAUGAGGACUAUGAAAGAAUGGACUGGUACAAAUGCGUAAUGAUGUAUGGCGUUAAACCGGAAACGUUGUCAAGCGAAUCGGAACAAGAGGACGAGGUGGAAGAACCUGUUUCUGUGACCGAGAAGUCCGUGAGGGAAGAUCCUGAUCUGAUGCUGGUUCCCGCUCUCGUAAGCAGAGUGGUUAUACCUAAGUUGACAGAGCUGGUGGAGCACGCGUGGGAUCCGCUGUGCGUGCGCGCGUGCGUGCGGCUGCGGCAGCUGCUGCUGCGGCUGGCGGCCGGCCCGGGCGCGCGCGCCGCUCUCAGCGCGCUGGCCGCCGCCGCGCACGCGCGCCUGGCCGCUGCGCGCGCGCAGGACGUGUUCCUGCCCGCGCUGCCGCCGCAGAUAAUGGAGGGCCCGGGCGGCCCGUUCUGGCGGCGCUGCCUGGGCAGCGGCGCGCGGCUGCUGCGGGCCGCGCUGGCGCUGGCCGCGCCGCCGCGCCUGCUGCGCGCCGACCCGCUCGUGCUCGGCCUCAUCGAGACGCUGAGCUGCGCGGCGGGCGCGGCGCCCGGCCCGCAGUGCGCGGCGGCGGCGGCGGCCUUGUCGGCCACACUGCCCCGCAGCGGGGAACUCAGAGCCAAAGCGUUGCAGAGAUUGGCCGCGUUGGCCAAACUGGCUCUGUCGAGGUUGCAGUCUGAUAAUCCGAUGCAUUUAAAAGCACUGGAACAGGCUAGAGCGGUGAUAGCGGAAGCCAAGGCGAUGGAAUGACCCAAAAUGCGACCCUCCGAUUCCAAACAACACUCGUUCUUAUUCCACGUUGCACGAACACGGAGCAAAGUCCCGAAUAGAUUUCUUUAAUCCUUAACUUUUUUUGAUAUAUUCCCACGUUAAAAAUUGCGUAUAUUAAUUAUCUGUAUCUUCGACAUUUCUACUUAAUAAGUGCACUAUAAAGUUCAGUAUAGUAAUAUAGUGUUGUGAAGAGCUAUUUUUUUAGAAUAACUAAUUGGAUGUCGUAAAAGGCGACUAAGCGAAUGGCUAAUAAACUUGGGAUUCUUCUUGUAGGCGAUCGGCUAGCAACCUGUCACUAUUUGAAUUUUAACUUCCAUCAGUAAACCAUACAGCUGAAAGUGGCCUUUCAGUCUUUUCAAGACUGUUGGCUUUGUCGACCCCGCAAGGGAUACAGACGUGAUUAUUUGUAUGCAUGUAACUACGUGAUAUAUUAUUAUGUUAGGUCCGCUAAAAGUAUAUAUACAUUGGGAGUACAUAGAUCAUGCUUACAUCGAAAAAUGUAACUGUCGGCCAACUAUACUUACUCUUAUCCUUAUGAACGGGAUAGUGAUAAAAAUUAUAUUCGGCUUUAAAAAAUUCGAACAUAAUAAUGGACGUAUUUCAAUGGAAAAUUCAAAUUUGUGGACCUUGAAUUUCAUGAUACAGGAAUAUACACAUUAGUUAUAAUCGAACAUUUGAAUACAUGGUUAUUUAAUUGUAUAUAUAAGUAACAUGAAUGAAUUAAAUUUGUUUGAAUAUG